Messenger RNA from Athene cunicularia (burrowing owl), 291 nucleotides. RefSeq names its product C-C motif chemokine 3-like. Gene Ontology annotation, molecular function: chemokine activity; CCR chemokine receptor binding. Gene Ontology annotation, cellular component: extracellular region. Lineage: Eukaryota; Metazoa; Chordata; Aves; Strigiformes; Strigidae. Gene Ontology annotation, biological process: inflammatory response; chemokine-mediated signaling pathway; lymphocyte chemotaxis. The record is from RefSeq and is a predicted model, not a curated record. The transcript has 3 exons. The coding region runs from base 1 to 291 and encodes 96 amino acids.
AUGAAGGUCUCCACCUUGGCCCUGCUCACCAUGCUGCUGGCAGCUCUCUGGACAGAGAGCCAGAGCGCCUCCUUCCGCAGCCUCUACGGCACCUGCUGCUACAAGAAGAUGUUCUUGAAGAACAAAAUCCCAGACAACCUCAUCAAGAGCUACCAGGAGACACCUUCCCACUGCUCCUACAGGGCUGUGCGUGUGGAGACGCUGAAGGGGCAGAAGUUCUGCGUGGACCCAAAGAAGAAAUGGUUCCAGGACUACCUCCAGCGGAAGGAGGCGAACAACACCUCUACAUGA